ACCAGGAAGAUCGAGGCCUUUUCUAGACGAAAGGGUCAGAAUGAAGAGGUCAUGAUAAAUACUCGGGCAAGCGCCCGGAUGCAUCAUCAUCAGAAGUUGCAAGUUCCAACUUUAGACGAACCAACCUACCCCUUAUACGAGCCCUCAAUUUGAGUUCAACCCCCUACCACACACACAUUCCCAUAUCAGUAGCCUCUACAAGGCACAACCAUCAGGCACAAUGACCCUCACCGACGCCCAAAUAUCCAUCGUCAAAUCCACCGUCCCCGUCCUCAAACAACACGGCGAAGCCAUCACCACCAUCUUCUACCGCGACCUCAUCACCGAAAACCCCUCCCUCAAAAACGUCUUCAGCCUAACCUCUCAAUCCAACGGCGCCCAACCGCGCGCCCUCGCCAACGCCGUCCUCUCCUACGCCAGCUACAUCGACAACCUCCCCGCGCUCUCGCAGGCGGUCGCGCGCAUCGCGCACAAGCACGUGUCUCUCCAAGUCGAGCCGGCGCAGUACGCCAUUGUGGGUCAAUACCUGAUCCAGGCCAUCGGGCAGGUGCUUGGCGAUGCGGCUACGCCCGAGAUUGUAGAUGCUUGGACGGCGGCGUAUGGGGUUUUGGCGGAUGUGUUUAUUGGGACGGAGCGGGCGAUUAAUGAGGAGAAUGAAAAGAAGGAUCAUUGGAGGGGGUGGAGGAAGUUUAGGAUUGCGAGGAAGGUGGAGGAGAGUAGCUCGAUUUCGAGCUUUUACUUGAAGCCGGUGGAUGGGGAUGCCAAACUGCCAAAGUAUCUGCCUGGUCAGUAUGUCUCUGUGCGAGUGCUGGUGCCCCAGUUGGGGUAUUUGCAGAGUAGGCAGUACAGCUUGAGCGAGGCGCCGAGGGAGGGAGGGAUGGAGGAGUAUCGGAUUAGUGUGAAGAGGGAGGAAGGGGAGGCCGGUCACGGUGUGCCGGGACUGGUUUCCAACUUGCUUCAUGGUAAGCAGGAGGGCGAGGAGGUGGAGGUUAGUCAUCCCCAGGGCGAGUUCUUUGUUGAUCCCGCGGAUGCCAGCAAGGAGGGGGUGCCGGUUGCGUUGAUCUCGGUGGGCGUGGGCGCUACUCCGAUGAUGGCUAUCCUCAAGAGCUUGGUGCAGGGGGAUGUCAAGAGGAGACCGGUGUCGUGGAUCCAUGCGAGCAGGUCGAGUUCGGAACAGCCGUUUGGUCAGGAGGUGAGGCGCAUCGUCAAGGAGAACCCGGAGCAGGUGUCGGCCCAUGUGUUUUUGAAGACGGUGGCGGGCACGGAUCAGGCCGGUGUGCAUUAUGAUUUUGCGGAUACAAGGAUGGAUUUGACCAAGUUGGAUGGAGAGCGGGAUCUGCAUUUGGCGGAUAAGAGGACGGAGUACUACAUCUGCGGACCGGAGACGUUUAUGGUGGGAACCAGGAAGGUGUUGGUUGGUCUUGGGGUGGAUAGGAGUAAGGUGCAUUUGGAGCUGUUUGCUACUGGUGAUGUUGCUGAUGAGUAGGUGAUGGGAUUCGGGGUUGGUGAUGGCGUCGGUGUAUGAUUGGCUUGCUGGAAGAAAAAGGAAGAAGGCCAAAAAGCCCCCAACUAAAUACCCAAUCUCGCUCCCCAAAAAAAAACUGAUCCACCAAAACCAAG
Neurospora tetraspora is the source of this 1620-nucleotide messenger RNA. RefSeq names its product globin-like protein. Gene Ontology annotation, molecular function: nitric oxide dioxygenase [NAD(P)H] activity; heme binding; FAD binding. The record is from RefSeq and is a predicted model, not a curated record. Lineage: Eukaryota; Fungi; Ascomycota; Sordariomycetes; Sordariales; Sordariaceae. Gene Ontology annotation, cellular component: intracellular anatomical structure. The transcript has a single exon. Gene Ontology annotation, biological process: cellular response to nitrosative stress; nitric oxide catabolic process. Bases 221 to 1486 code for a protein of 421 amino acids.